GUCAGAAUCAUCAAUUGUCAGUCAAGCCAAUAAUUCAGACUUCGAUUUUCUAGGAUUAUAAAUAGAUUUCUCACAGAUUUCUAUUUUACAUUAUCUAUUUAAGAUAUAUUAUCUGCAUUCCGUACGUAUAUCCAUCUAAGUGAAUAACUACUUAAUUAAAUUUUUCCAUUAUCUCUAAGAGACACAGGUAUGGUAAACUGGGCUGACACUUUAAUGAUAAAUACGGUGACUGAUGGAACAAUGAAAUUUUUGCGCCAGAUCGGAGUUUUUAAGACAAAUUCAUUGGAUCCACCACCAGCCCCAAUCAUGAUUAAGAGGCCUCUAUGGGAACUUGCACAAGAAGCCGGGCCGUUCGUGCGGCUAGCGGGGCUGAGCGGAGCUGCAGCUGUGGUCUUGGGUGCCAUGGGCGCGCAUAGGACAUUUCCCGAAACAGACACUAAAGAAGAUUUGAAGAAAAUCUUUGAAACUGCCAAUAGAUUCCAUUUUCUUCACACUCUUGCUUUAAUGACAGUGCCCUUGUGCAAAAGGCCAAUUAUUGCUGGCUCAUUCUUCAUAGCUGGCAUGGGGCUAUUCAGUGGCACUUGUUACUACCACUGCUUCACCGGAGACCGCAGCCUGCGACGUCUGACACCCAUUGGAGGCUCCUGUUUGAUCCUUGGGUGGAUUGCUAUGGUACUGUAAAACCUAGACCGUAUUUCAGUCUAUUUCAUAUGUUCAAAUGUAUAUGUCUAAGAAAGAGCCAAGUAGAAAUUUUUCUUCAUUCCAUUUAGUCAUCAAAUAUUUAGAAGUGAAUUUGUUAGUGUCUAAGUAGUAUGUAUCUAGCAGGUACAUAUGUAUUAUGGAUAUGGUGUAAUGUGAAUGUUUUUUCAGUAUCUUUAUAAAAGAUGCUACAUAAGGCAGUCAUUGAAACAUGUAGUUGUGAAUUUAUAUUUAUUAAUAUUAAUUAAUAUGUAGGUGUGUAAUAUGAUUUGAAUUUAUUUAUUUCAAAGAAAAUACUACAGCACAAUUUUUUUUAUUUGACUAUAUUUCAUGCUGAGACGAUGAUUAAUAUCAAUUACAUACUUAAAUGAUAGAAUUUGUGAAGUCAGUUUGUACAUACAUAAUUUAUAGUAACUGUGUGACAUUGUUUAUUAUAUUAAAAUAAAGUUAAAUAUUAAAAAAUUGGUUUAUAUUUCAUACAUUUAACUUAAGACCAAAUCAAGUCUAAAAAAAAUGUACUGAUUAAAUGUCCCCGUUAUUGUCGCUACAGAUUGAAAUUAUGGAACUCAUAUGAUUUUGAGUUAAAUUAUUUUUUACAGACUUGACACCCAUGCGAUUUGUUCCCGUUCUAUGUUUAACUUUUUCCAGAAGUUAUCAGGCCCUGUGGUAAAAGCUCUCCAAAUGACCUUCUUAUUUUGCUGGCCUGGAUUGGCCCAAGUCUUAGACAUUUGUUUUGCUUGAACUUUCUUUGUGGCUAAGCUAAAUCAGUGUAUAUAAUUUGUUCCUUAUAUAUUUUUCAUUGAAAUCUGUCAUAACUGGUUGCAAUUAACCAAAACCACCUACAAAAUCUACAGGUACAGAGUAGUUCUGAAACUACUCUUUUCCUUACAAAGAAUUCUCAUUCUCAGUAGAAUCCUCUCCACUGUAAAGUUGCGUCUGCCAAAAAUUUAUGAGAAAUGAUUUGCCAAAAUUAUUAAGUACAGUUGGCAACUGGCCAUGAACAGAACCCAAUCAUAGACUGAUGCAAUAAAUAUUUUGAUUCAAGUCUUCCUUGCAAUAUCUGAGUAGAUGUAUGCAAUGCAAUCUAUGUAUUAUAAGUGUUAUCGACAUUGAUGAUAGAAGUACAUACCUCAUACAGGAUUUUUUAACAUUCUUAUUUAAUGAAAAAUCUUAAUGAAUACAAACUUAAACUACUUAUACUGGAAAUAGGUUAAAAUCUUUAAUUUUUGACAGGUUGAAAGUGAAUGUUGGUGGGACACAAUCAUUGUUAUGUUCGCGUCAGUCCUACCAUUGUGAAUAUCGGAAAAUGGCAACAAUAAAUAAAUGAAACACAAACUUGAUCAAUAUUGUUUACAUGGUUUUAUUGAAAUUGUUACAUAUUAAAUUUUGCACUUUUUCUUUACUCAUUAAUGAUACUUAAAUGUUACUCAAAACAUACACCGUUUGGUAAUAAAUGCUAUUAUAUUUAUAAGACUCUCAUAGAAGAUUCGUAGUGGACUCCCGAAAACUAAUAUUAAUUAUAGUACUUUAGAAUAUUAAGGUGACUAUUAAGAGAUGUGUAUACAGUGUGCGCGGAUUGCGGGCAUCAAGUGAGGUUAGGUACCGCCGGUAGGAAAUGACGACAGCCUCCCAUCGAGAGUCACUCUAAAUCAAUAAAGAAAUAUACAAAGCUAUCACAUUAAAUUAACACAAAAUAUAGCUAUAAACAUAUUUAUGUAU
This is a messenger RNA of Amyelois transitella, 2418 nucleotides long. RefSeq names its product transmembrane protein 256 homolog. Lineage: Eukaryota; Metazoa; Arthropoda; Insecta; Lepidoptera; Pyralidae. The transcript has 3 exons. The coding region runs from base 190 to 681 and encodes 163 amino acids. The record is from RefSeq and is a predicted model, not a curated record.